This is a messenger RNA of Zingiber officinale, 2239 nucleotides long. RefSeq names its product ruBisCO large subunit-binding protein subunit beta, chloroplastic-like. Gene Ontology annotation, biological process: protein refolding. The transcript has 15 exons. The coding region runs from base 136 to 1965 and encodes 609 amino acids. Gene Ontology annotation, molecular function: ATP-dependent protein folding chaperone; ATP binding. The record is from RefSeq and is a predicted model, not a curated record. Lineage: Eukaryota; Viridiplantae; Streptophyta; Magnoliopsida; Zingiberales; Zingiberaceae.
CCGAAAGGAAAGCCCUUCUGCCAUAAAACCUCAUCCGCCUCCACUUCUAUCUUUCGUCUGCAGAGCUUUCUCACAAAGCAAGGCCUGUACGCCGGAGUCCAACGAAGACCUAGUUUCGACUUUCCGUCCGAGUCCAUGGCUUCAACUUUCUACACAAUGUCUACUUUUGGAGCGGUUGCUUCUCCUAGUUCCACAACAGACAAUAAGAUGCUAGCUUCUAGGCAGAAGCUUUCUUCUCUUGCUUCUAUGUCACCUAGUUUAAACAUCAGCAACAACAAGUUGAGCUUCAGUCGCCGAAGGAAAGGGAACUGUAUGAUUAAUGCUAUGGCCAAGGAGUUAUACUUCAAUAAAGAUGGCUCAGCCAUCAAAAAACUACAAAAUGGUGUCAACAAGCUUGCUGAUCUUGUUGGGGUUACACUCGGUCCAAAGGGAAGAAAUGUUGUCUUGGAAAGCAAGUAUGGAUCACCUAAGAUUGUGAAUGAUGGGGUUACAGUAGCAAAAGAGGUUGAACUAGAGGAUCCUGUUGAGAACAUUGGUGCCAAACUAGUCAGACAAGCUGCUGCUAAGACCAAUGAUUUGGCUGGGGAUGGAACUACUACAUCUGUUGUUCUUGCUCAAGGCAUGAUUGCAGAAGGUGUUAAGGUAGUUGCAGCUGGUGCAAAUCCUGUUCAGAUUACCCGUGGUAUUGAAAAAACUGCCAAAGCAUUAGUUGGUGAACUUAAGAAAAUGUCUAAGGAGGUUGAAGACAGUGAACUUGCAGAUGUUGCUGCAGUUAGUGCUGGUAACAAUAAUGAAAUAGGAAAUAUGAUAGCCGAAGCAAUGAACAAGGUUGGAAGGAAGGGUGUGGUUACCCUUGAAGAAGGGAAAAGUGCUGAAAACAAUCUUUAUGUUGUUGAAGGAAUGCAAUUUGAUCGUGGAUACAUUUCCCCAUACUUUGUUACAGACAGUGAAAAGAUGACUGCUGAAUAUGAGAAUUGCAAGUUGCUUCUUGUUGACAAGAAGAUCACCAACGCAAGAGAUCUUAUCAAUGUUUUGGAAGAUGCUAUAAGAGGUGGGUACCCAGUAGUCAUAAUUGCCGAAGAUAUUGAACAAGAAGCUCUAGCAACUCUUGUUGUGAAUAAAUUAAGAGGGGCAUUAAAGAUUGCUGCACUUAAAGCCCCUGGUUUUGGGGAGCGCAAAAGUCAGUACCUGGAUGACAUUGCAAUACUGACAGGAGCUACCGUGAUCAGAGAAGAGGUUGGCCUUUCCCUGGAUAAAGCUGACAAAGAUAUCUUGGGUACUGCGGCCAAGGUUGUACUUACAAAAGAUUCAACCACCAUAGUUGGUGACGGUAGUACUCAGGAGGAAGUAAAUAAAAGAGUAGCACAGAUCAGGAAUCUAAUCGAGGCUUCAGAGCAAGAAUAUGAUAAGGAAAAACUUAACGAGAGAAUAGCAAAGCUUUCUGGUGGUGUCGCUGUUAUUCAGGUUGGAGCACAAACCGAAACUGAACUAAAAGAGAAAAAGCUGAGAGUUGAAGAUGCUCUUAAUGCUACAAAGGCUGCUGUUGAGGAAGGUAUUGUGGUUGGCGGUGGUUGUGCUCUAUUGCGGCUAUCUUUGAAAGUUGAUGCCAUCAAAGCGACUCUCGAAAAUGAUGAGCAGAAGGUUGGAGCAGACAUCGUCAAGAGGGCUUUGAGCUACCCGCUGAAGUUGAUUGCUAAAAAUGCCGGUGUCAAUGGAAGUGUGGUCACUGAGAAGGUUUUGUCCAACGAAAACUACAAAGUCGGUUAUAAUGCUGCCACUGGCAUAUACGAGGAUUUGAUGGCUGCGGGUAUAAUCGACCCCACCAAGGUGGUGAGGUGUUGCUUGGAGCAUGCUGCUUCAGUAGCUAAGACUUUUCUCACUUCAGACGUUGUGGUCGUUGACAUCAAGGAGCCUGAGCCUGUGCCUGUAGGAAACCCUAUGGAUAACUCAGGUUAUGGCUACUAAUUAAACCGUAAGUGAUGAUCAUGCCAACAUCUUAUGUUGCUGCCUGCAAGUCCGGGCAAAUGCUUAUAUUCAUCUGCGGCCAAAGUUUCAUCUGGUAGGGAAUCGAAUGGAUUGGUCCAAUAAGUUGGAAAGUCAAUUGUAUUCAGAAUUUUGUUUCUACUUAUCCGUGCCCGUAUCUUGUUUCCAAUUAUUUGGUUUGCAAAAGCAAAAACUAGAUCUGUAAUACUCCGGUUCUGAGAUUCUGGUUAAGUAUGACUUAAAAGGUUAGAUGAUA